AUGACGUCCUGGGACAACAAGACCUCGAUGUCGACUCCACAAGUCAAGUUCGAGGAGUCGCCCGCCGAGUCGUUCGUUUCGACUCCCGGCGGGGACAUGUAUCCACUAUUCGAGUCUUCGUCGGCCGCCAACACCAUGAACCCAAUGGAAAGCGUCAUGACCCCUCGAUCAUUCAGUGAGGACGGCAUCAACUCGCCGGCGGGCGACGAUAACGGCACACCGGCACCCGAGGGCUCGGAGAAGAAGACAAAGAAGCGCAAGUCGUGGGGCCAAGUCCUCCCAGAGCCCAAGACCAACCUACCUCCAAGAAAGCGGGCCAAGACAGAAGACGAGAAGGAGCAGCGCCGAGUCGAGCGUGUCCUCCGAAAUCGACGAGCAGCACAGUCUUCGCGCGAGCGAAAGCGACAAGAGGUCGAGGCAUUAGAGAAGCGCAACAAGGAGCUUGAGGAUCUCUUGCUUCACCAGCAGGAGCAGAACUUGAUGCUGAUGGACGAGCUUAACCGCUUCCGACGAUCGUCAGGUUCUGCCAGAGGCUCAUCACCCUUGGAUGCCCUUCAGCCCACCCCUAUCACAUUAUCACAGCCCCUUUUCGGCUCCCAAUCCAACCCCGAGUCUAAGAGCGGCAUGAUGAACGACUUCAUCCUCAUACCAGAGCAGGCACCAACCGUCGAUCCCGCGUCGCUGUCUCCGGAACUCACCCCCAUCCCUGAUGUCAAGGUUAUGCCUAUUACAUCCUCGGCGACGGUUGCCCCCGUGAAGCCCAACACAUCGGCGUCCACAUCCACCGACAUGACACAACAUCCAGCAGCGAUGUUGUGCGACCUGCAGUGUCAGUCGGUGGAGGUGCCGCAGUCGUGGACCGCCUCGCAGAAGAGGUCGCAACCGGCGCUGGCGCUCUAUCUGCAGCUCCAGCUUCUUUUGACAGCUUUUUCGACGCUUCUUUCGGCAUGCCGGGACCCGCUGAAGCUGAUAGCUGGAUCGCUGAAGCACAAUUUAGCCCUAACAGCGACCCCCUCAAUUACGAGUACAAUCAUCUGGAUGGUGACGCUUCCGCCGAACCACCGUAUUUCGACAUCAAUCAGUUCCUUAGUGACGAUAAUGCCGGCGCAGCUCCAGGCGCGAUGGCAGGAAACGUCUCGAUGGCCCACGAGCUCGAGCCCAGCUACGGCCUCUUUGACUCUGAGAAUCAAAUCUCUUCAGAAACUAUUAACCAGCAGCCCCAACCUGGCGCGUCCUCUCAAGGAUGCGACGAUGGGGUUCUUGCGGUUGGUAUCUGAGGGACGCGAUGAUCGGGUCGAGGGGCCGGCAGAUGGAUCCCCGGGUAUCAAGGGUGAUCAAGACCGUGGCCCGCUAUUGUGGCCUGACGGCGCCAGCUUACCGUCGCGUGAGGUAUUGCUCACGCUCCUGUGGGCAAUCCGAGUCGAAGAACGGAAAAUGCACGAGGCAACAAGGGAGGCGACUAUAGUCUCCCGACAGCCGGCCCCCGCGGUUCGACCCGCAUCAUUAAGCGUCUCUACAGAAAACCAAACCAACCAGAACAGUAUAUUAUUGGCGGCGCCCAAAAGGAAGCGAGAAAUGGACGCCGACAAAGGUAGCAAGCGCCUCAGGCUUGGCUAUUAG
Messenger RNA from Pseudomassariella vexata, 1620 nucleotides. RefSeq lists its product as uncharacterized. The record is from RefSeq and is a predicted model, not a curated record. Gene Ontology annotation, molecular function: DNA-binding transcription factor activity, RNA polymerase II-specific. The coding region runs from base 1 to 1620 and encodes 539 amino acids. Lineage: Eukaryota; Fungi; Ascomycota; Sordariomycetes; Amphisphaeriales; Pseudomassariaceae. Gene Ontology annotation, biological process: positive regulation of transcription by RNA polymerase II. The transcript has 2 exons.